Molecule: messenger RNA, 1252 nt
Organism: Ectocarpus siliculosus
Lineage: Eukaryota; Phaeophyceae; Ectocarpales; Ectocarpaceae
Source: the annotation of a GenBank genome assembly
AUGAAGCCGGUUGUGGUCGGCAUCGCCGGGGGCUCGGGCUCGGGGAAGACGACGUUAUCUCGAGCCGUCGUUGAAGCGCUGGGUGGUGCUCGGAGGGUCACGUACAUCUGCCACGACUACUACUACCGGGAUCUUUCCCAUCUCCCCAUCGAGCAACGAGCCAAGACCAACUUCGACCACCCAGACGCGCUCGAAACUUCCUUGCUGGUGAAGCAGCUCGAGGUGCUCAAGGCAGGCGGGGCUGCGGACGUUCCUAUGUACGACUUCACCGUCCACUCCCGCAAAGAGGAGACGACGAGGGCUGAAGGCAGGGGAGUCAUCAUCGUGGAAGGGAUCCUGAUUUUCGCACACGCGGAGCUUCGAGACCUGCUGGACGUCAAGAUCUUCGUAGAUACGGAACCGGACAUCAGAUUCAUUAGGCGAAUGCAGAGAGACAUCGCGGAGAGAAAUCGUACGGCUGACGAGGUCGUCGCGCAGUACCUGGCAACUGUUCGACCGAUGCACGAGCUCUUCGUGACGCCGUCCAAGAAAUUUUGCGACAUGAUUGUCCCGGAUGGAUUAAACCCCGUAGUGCUGGAAAUGUUGGUGGCCAAGCUGCGACCUCUCGCGGAACCUGUGGAAACUGGAGUAGAAGCAGCGUCAGGGGGAAAGUAGAGCUAGAGACAAGCAUGGGGGAGAGAGAAAGGGCGGGGUGGAGGAAAGCCACUUGCGAACUGAUCUCUCCGUUUUUGUUGCUUUUCCCAAGAAAGUUUGUGAGGUGCUUGCGUUGGAAAGUGGAAGCUCUUGUCACUUGCAUGAGGCGUAAACCACAGCAGUACGAUGUCAGCAAGGCGGACUUCGUUCUUCCGGCACGCUCGGCCACCGCAGUUAGGUCCUGGCAUUUUUGGGAAUUCUCGUGAGAUGGCCCUUUCUUGUGAAGCCGCUGGCCAAAGGGAAAAAGGCUUCAGGGUGAGGCCGGGGCUACCCCCCGGGCUGUUUAGGAAACCCCUGUACCAUUAUGAUGUGUACCACUGUGGUGUGGACUUUUUAAUAUCGGACCCCCACCCCACCAAUCCCCCGUGUAACGUGAGCCAGACGGACGUUGCCCGAAUUUUGACGGUACUUCUACUACCAAGAUCUCCAGUGAGUGCACCAUAGACAGAGAGCAGCAUAUGAAAGAGGCGCCGCCCUGCAGGGUAGUUUGUAGUACGGACCAUAAUUUCCAGUGUUCCGUCUCGAUUGGCACUUGUGGUUAAUAUUCGAGUGGCGGGGG